Molecule: messenger RNA, 910 nt
Organism: Culex quinquefasciatus (southern house mosquito)
Lineage: Eukaryota; Metazoa; Arthropoda; Insecta; Diptera; Culicidae
Product: ell-associated factor Eaf-like
Exons: 1
Source: RefSeq, a predicted model, not a curated record
CCCUCAAAGGGCGGCGGCCAGCAUCAACAGCAGCAGCAGUGUUUCCUCGACGACAACUCCAACCAGAUCCACCUGGGCGGCAGCAGUAGCGACGGGAAUGGCCACGGCGGCGCCGGCUGCGACAGUGACUUUGUCCGGAAGGUUCAACAGCACCACCAGCAGCAGCAACGGAUAGCCGCGUCAUCGCAGCAUUUGCACCCGUUUUAUCAGAGUGCGAGCAUGAAUAGUAAUAGUAACAGCAACCACAGCAGCGUCGGCGGCUACCCGAGCCAGUGUACGUCCCCGUACGGUGGCAACAACGGCCACGGCCACCACUCGCCGUCGCCCGGGGUCGGGGUUGGAGUUGGCGGCGUGCAUCCCCAGCAGCAGCAGCAGCAGCAUCAACAGCAGCAGCAACAGCACUACUGAGCUGCGGCAAAGGUAGAGAAAGGUAGUUGGUAGAAUCAAACAUUCAUCGUAGCUAAGUCGGAUUUUGUUUUUUUGAGGAGGGAGUGAAAGAGAGAGGGCAAACGAUGGGGUGAGUGCGACAGGUUUGCGCAGCCAAUGUGACAUCAUCCUAACUUAUUACAAAAAAAAACACAACAACACAGACAGACAGACUAUUGUACAUAGAACAGCAACAGGUAAAAAUCAACCGGAAAGGCCGAAGGAAGCGAGUUCUUCCUCCAGAGGGCGAAUCCGGCAUGUUUACUUUACUCUUUUUUUUUGUUUUCAAGAUAAGUGCAAUAAUUUGUUUUAAAUGCAUGUACUAUUUACUGUUCAUACAAGCUAGCAAGCAAAAAAUACAACAAAAUGAGAGCCAGUUCUUAAAGAAAUGUGUGGGGAAAGGACUUGGAUGAAUGAAAGAUCACAGAUCAGUCAAUUUCAUUGCAAACAUAAAACAAAACGUUCAAAUGGUAAGAUUAUUGUG